Messenger RNA from Cloeon dipterum, 3390 nucleotides. RefSeq names its product mucin-2-like. The coding region runs from base 1 to 3390 and encodes 1129 amino acids. The transcript is spliced from 5 exons. Lineage: Eukaryota; Metazoa; Arthropoda; Insecta; Ephemeroptera; Baetidae. The record is from RefSeq and is a predicted model, not a curated record.
AUGCCUGAUAAUACUGGAGAGAAAGAACAACCGUCCCCCGAACAUGGCCAAUGUAGUGAUGAGAGCAAAGCGGAAAACGAUGUUGAAAAACCAAAAUCACCGCCAAUGGGUCGACGACCUCAGCAUUACCAAAAGGAGGGAACAGUCCAGCCAACCGUUGGAGAUCCAAUAGCAUCUAGGCCUGCUACCCCAAGGAAAAAAAUGGCUGAUAAAUCUGGAAAGAAAGAGCACGCAUUCCCCGAACAUGGCCAAUGUAGUGAUGAGAGCAAAGCGAAAAACGAUGCUGAAAAACCAAAAUCGCCGCCAAUUGAUAAAACCAAAGGGGUAAGAAGAAAUUCCUGUGGCAAGAGACCAGAAUCGUCCACCACUCCUGAUAAUAAUAACUCGCUUCCAUAUGCGCCUGCUCCUUCUCCUGACUUUGGGAGCAAUGUGGAAAACGAUAAUGUGGACACAAGAUCAAUGAAAUCUGAUGAUUCACUCAGUGAGGCAGGUUCCAAUGUUAUGUCGGUCGCUUCCCUAAAUAUAGAUGACAGUAUAGAUUUCGAUUCUGACAGAACAGAGUCAGCGAAUUCUGAUGAAACAGAGUCAGCGAAUUCUGACGGAACAGAGUCAGCGAAUUCUGACGGAACAGAGUCAGCGAAUUCUGAUGGAAUAGAGUCAGCGAAUUCUGACGGAACAGAGUCAGCGAAUUCUGACGGAACAGAGUCAGCGAAUUCUGACGGAACAGAGUCAGCGAAUUCUGACGGAACAGAGUCAGCGAAUUCUGAUGAAACAGAGUCAGCGAAUUCUGACGGAACAGAGUCAGCGAAUUCUGAUGGAACAGAGUCAGCGAAUUCUGACGGAACAGAGUCAGCGAAUUCUGACGGAACAGAGUCAGCGAAUUCUGACGGAACAGAGUCAGCGAAUUCUGAUGAAACAGAGUCAGCGAAUUCUGACGGAACAGAGUCAGCGAAUUCUGAUGGAACAGAGUCAGCGAAUUCUGACGGAACAGAGUCAGCGAAUUCUGACGGAACAGAGUCAGCGAAUUCUGAUGAAACAGAGUCAGCGAAUUCUGACGGAACAGAGUCAGCGAAUUCUGAUGGAACAGAGUCAGCGAAUUCUGACGGAACAGAGUCAGCGAAUUCUGAUGGAACAGAGUCAGCGAAUUCUGAUGGAACAGAGUCAGCGAAUUCUGACGGAACAGAGUCAGCGAAUUCUGACGGAACAGAGUCAGCGAAUUCUGAUGAAACAGAGUCAGCGAAUUCUGACGGAACAGAGUCAGCGAAUUCUGAUGGAACAGAGUCAGCGAAUUCUGACGGAACAGAGUCAGCGAAUUCUGACGGAACAGAGUCAGCGAAUUCUGAUGGAACAGAGUCAGCGAAUUCUGAUGAAACAGAGUCAGCGAAUUCUGACGGAACAGAGUCAGCGAAUUCUGACGGAACAGAGUCAGCGAAUUCUGACGGAACAGAGUCAGCGAAUUCUGAUGAAACAGAGUCAGCGAAUUCUGACGGAACAGAGUCAGCGAAUUCUGACGGAACAGAGUCAGCGAAUUCUGACGGAACAGAGUCAGCGAAUUCUGAUGGAACAGAGUCAGCGAAUUCUGACGGAACAGAGUCAGCGAAUUCUGACGGAACAGAGUCAGCGAAUUCUGAUGAAACAGAGUCAGCGAAUUCUGACGGAACAGAGUCAGCGAAUUCUGAUGGAAUAGAGUCAGCGAAUUCUGAUGGAACAGAGUCAGCGAAUUCUGACGGAACAGAGUCAGCGAAUUCUGAUGGAACAGAGUCAGCCAAUUCUGAUGGAACAGAGUCAGCGAAUUCUGAUGAAGUGUCAGUGAGUUUGACAGAAAUAAUAGUACACCCCUUGGGACCAGAGUCUCCAGAGAGUGAGAAUCGCACCCUCUCAUCAUACAUUUCGAGUCAAAGCUCUCAGAGAGGCGACACCAAUGUAUAUCGUCUUCUGCGACCCCCUGAUAGCCAGACCAACAUUAUCCCGCCACCUACUAAAUUCGCAACUAGGUUUGCCUCCCCAAGACAACCUAGUCUCCCUUCUACUAGUGGAGCUUCUGCAUCCUCAUCAGCAUUACAACAUCAACGAGCAACCCCGCUCAAACCAAAAGAGUCUAGACCUGAUACCCUGUUGAGGUCUGAUUUCUCCAUUGGUGCAACUUCAUUGGAAUUACAAAAUUAUCAGCAAUCCAAAAGGCAGGGAACAGUCAAGCCAACCGUUGGAGAUCCAAAAGCAUCUAGAACCUCUACCGCAAGGAAGUCUGAUUCUCCUAAUGGUGGAGUUCGUUCAUCCCCGAUGGGUCCACGACCUCAGCAUUACCAAAAGCGGGAAACAGUCCUGCGAACCGUUGGAGAUCCAAAAGCCUCUAGACCUGCUACCGCAAGGAAAUCUGAUUCUCCUAUUGGUGGAGUUCCUUCAUCCCCAUUGGGUCCACGACCUCAGCAUUACGAAAAGGAGGAAACAGUCAAGCCAACCGUUGAAGAUCCAAAAGCAUCUGGACCUGCUACCGAAAGGAAGUCUGAUUCUCCUAAUGGUGGAGUUCGUUCAUCCCCAAUGGGUCCAGUACCUCAGCAAUACGAGAAGGAGGAAACAGUCCAGCCAACCGUUGAAGAUCCAAAAGCAUCUGGACCUGCUACCGCAAGGAAGUCUGAUUCUCCUAAUGGUGGAGUUCGUUCAUCCCCGAUGGGUCCACGACCUCAGCAUUACCAAAAGCGGGAAACAGUCCUGCGAACCGUUGGAGAUCCAAAAGUCUCUAGACCUGCUACCGCAAGGAAGUCUGAUUCUCCUAUUGGUGGAGUUCCUUCAUCCCCAUUGAGUCCACGACCUCAGCAUUACGAAAAGGAGGAAACAGUCAAGCCAACCGUUGAAGAUCCAAAAGCAUCUGGACCUGCUACCGAAAGGAAGUCUGAUUCUCCUAUUGGUGGAGUUCCUUCAUCCCCAAUGGGUCCAGUACCUCAGCAAUACCAGAAGGAGGGAACAGUCCAGCCAACCGUUGGAGAUCCAAUAGUAUCUAAACCUGCUACCGCAAGGAAGUCUGAUUCUCCUAUUGGUGGAGUUCGUUCAUCCUCGUUGGGUCCACAACCUCAGCAUUACCAGAAGGAGGGAACAGUCCAGCCAACCGUUGGAGAUCCAAUAGCAUCUCGACCUGCUACAGCAAGGAAGUCUGAUUCUCUUAAUGGUGGAGUUCGUUCAUCCCCGAUGGUUCCACAACCUCAGCAUUACCAAAAGCAGGGAACAGUUCAGCCAACCGUUGGAGAUCCAAUAGCAUCUAGACCUGCUACCGCAAGGAAGUCUGAUUCUCCAGUUGGUGGAGUAUCUUCAUCUGCAACGGUUCCACGACCUCAGAAUUUCGUAGAUCGGAACAUUACCACACCCCCCACUGGAGAUCCACAUCCAAACAUAUAA